CUGGCAGCCCAGCCGCCCUCAGAGCCUCCGUGCCCUCCUGCCACCCAGCUCCACCUGCAGCCACCAUGCGAAUCCACUACUUGCUGCUGUUGACAUUCUGCUUCCUCUUCUUCCAGACCGUCCCAGGUGCUGACCUGCUCACAGGUCUCGGCCACAGAUCUGACCAUUACAAAUGCGCCAAGAAUGGAGGGACCUGUCACUAUUCCUCUUGCCCGCUCUUUUCCAAAAUCGAGGGUACCUGCUACGGAGGGCGAGCCAAGUGCUGCAUAUGAGCCGGGAGCGAUUGCAAGAAACAACUCCAAAGUCCAGUGAAAGAUUUUUAAUCAUUGUUUCAAUAAAGGAAAGCACUAUGAA
Lepus europaeus (European hare) is the source of this 354-nucleotide messenger RNA. RefSeq names its product defensin beta 1 (gene DEFB1). The record is from RefSeq and is a predicted model, not a curated record. The transcript has 2 exons. Bases 66 to 272 code for a protein of 68 amino acids. Gene Ontology annotation, molecular function: CCR6 chemokine receptor binding. Gene Ontology annotation, cellular component: extracellular region. NCBI's taxonomy places the organism in Eukaryota, Metazoa, Chordata, Mammalia, Lagomorpha, Leporidae. Gene Ontology annotation, biological process: defense response to Gram-positive bacterium; innate immune response in mucosa; defense response to Gram-negative bacterium.